Drosophila gunungcola (fruit fly) is the source of this 883-nucleotide messenger RNA. RefSeq names its product ecdysteroid-regulated 16 kDa protein (gene Npc2b). The record is from RefSeq and is a predicted model, not a curated record. The coding region runs from base 174 to 653 and encodes 159 amino acids. Gene Ontology annotation, biological process: intracellular cholesterol transport. The transcript is spliced from 3 exons. Lineage: Eukaryota; Metazoa; Arthropoda; Insecta; Diptera; Drosophilidae. Gene Ontology annotation, molecular function: sterol binding.
AGAGUUUUUUUUUUAUAUAUAAUUUGGGCGCAGCUUUCGUUUUCGAUAUCUGUCAGUUGCAUUUCAAGCUUCGAACGCUGCAGUUGCGGUCUAGCACACCUACCCAAAGUCACCACAUACCAAGUAAAACCACAUCAAAAAGUUCAGCUUAUUCACAUAUCCGCAUCGACAGAAUGAAGCUGAGCUCGGGAUUGUUUUUGAUCUGCGCCGCUUUGCUCGGCAGCACGUCGGCCACAGAUGUCAGUCCCUGCCCGAAAUCCAAAUCCAAGGCUCUGGCUGCCGGCGAGGUGUCCAUCUCGAACUGCCCGAAGAGCAAGUGCAUCCUGAAGCGCAACACGGAGGCCAGCAUCCAGAUGAAGAUUCGUCCGGAGCGUGACUUUCAGGAGCUGACCUCCGACAUCCAGGGUAUUAUUCUGGACGUGCCGCUACCCUUUCCAGGAUACUAUGGCACUAGUGCGUGUCCGCACAUUUACGAUGAGGCCGGCGAGAAGAAGGUGGGCUGCCCACUGAAGGCUGGCCAGGUGUACACCUACAAGAACAGCUUCAAGAUCUUGCCCGUCUACCCAACCGUCAGCUUGGAGAUCCACUGGGGACUGGGCGACAAACACGGCGACGCGGCCUGCUUCCAAAUACCCGCCAAAAUAAAGGCCUAGACCCAGAAUAACAGACAAGUGCAAUCAAUGUUAGCUUUUAUUAGUGGUAAAUCUUAAGAUCGUAAUCUGCAUAUGCUUAGUUAUUUAGUUAGGGAUUAAGUACGGUUUAGUGAACGAAAACGAAGCGGGCCAUUAUUGCGGCAUCCAGCCAGUGACGCAAAAUGGCCAAAGGAUUUCCACUGAUCGACUCAGUAAAUCUAAUAAUAAAAAACCACAACGAAUUUCAUAUA